CUCUCCCUCCGUAUCUAUCUUUGCUCUCUUUUUCUUAAUUUUGUCAAAACAAGAUUAUCCUUCUGCUUCUUUGAAUCUUCAUUGCCAUAUCGACCAUGCCGUUUCGGUUGAACUUGAAUGCUUUGCUUUCCUCCUUAUUUCUUUCCUUUUUUGUUUGUAUUUCCUUUUUAUGAGUAGCUCACACCAUAAUUUCCCUGAGUAGAAGAUCGUUGAAUUUUGAAUAAUCAGAUUUGUUUUUUCUUUUUAUGUUUGUGGCCAGAAAAUAAAGAGAGAGAUCCAUCAACUGCCAAAUAUCCUCUGCGUUCAUCCAGUUCUUUUGCUUUUGUCUUCGCCCUCUCAUCCCUCUUUUGGGUUUCUGAGUUUAUUGUGGUUUCGUUUUCUGACGUAGAGCAGAGAAGCUUCCCCCUUGAAUACGCUGGGCAAAUCUAUAAUUCUCCGACCUUUGAUUGUGAAAUCUUUAUCCUGUGGUUUUUGCUCGUGUUCGAAUGAUGGUAUACUUCAUGUCUGUUUGAAAAAAAAGAAAGUGUGAUUUGUCUUCAGUGUUUUUAGCUUCUCAAGAACUUCCGUCUAAAGUCUAGACUAUCGGAGGAGGAUAUAAAGAUAAAUCUUAAGCUGGUUGAAGCUGCCAAAGUCCCUGGAAGAAUUUAAUCAUGGUGAGAGGCAAAGUUCAGAUGUGGUGAAUUGAGAACGCCAUGAGCCGGCAACUCACCUUCUCAAAGCGCCGGAAUGGGCUACUGAAGAAAGCUUAUGAGCUCUCAGUCCUCUGUGAUGCUGAAGUUGCCGUGAUCAUCUUUUCACAGAAAGGAAGGCUUUACAAGUUCUCAAGCAAUUCCGAAAUCCAAAAGACAAUUGAUCGAUAUCGUAGAUCUACAAAUGAUGCGGCUACAUACCAGGCUAAUAUGGAACAAUAUAUUCUGCGUCUGAAGCAAGAAACCACUGAUAUGGAGAGGAAGAUUGAGCUUCUUGAAGUUUCUCUACGGUCCACAAAUUUUGAGACUUCUCUCUUAUAUAUUGUGGAUUGAAAUGGAUUCUUGAUAUCUAAUUCCCUAAACUAUGGUACUCCUUUUCUUUUUUA
This is a messenger RNA of Eucalyptus grandis, 1075 nucleotides long. RefSeq names its product MADS-box protein AGL42. The record is from RefSeq and is a predicted model, not a curated record. Gene Ontology annotation, biological process: regulation of transcription by RNA polymerase II. Gene Ontology annotation, molecular function: RNA polymerase II cis-regulatory region sequence-specific DNA binding; DNA-binding transcription factor activity, RNA polymerase II-specific; protein dimerization activity. The transcript is spliced from 4 exons. Lineage: Eukaryota; Viridiplantae; Streptophyta; Magnoliopsida; Myrtales; Myrtaceae. Bases 693 to 1022 code for a protein of 109 amino acids.